GCACCAACAGGAUGCUCUCAGUCAGCGGCAUCACCAGGACGGAGCGGCAGCAGUAGCAGGGCGAUAAAAGUUACCUUCAACACAGACACAGGAAACCAGCAUCACCUAAAUCAACAAAACCUAGUUCCUUAAGUGGAAAUCCGAUUUGAAGCACGAGGCCAAAGUCAGCAGCCUGCAACAGGAGCCAAAAAUAUGCCUGAUCAGACACAGCUGCUCCUGUAUGUUAUCCUGACCGGCAUCAUGCUGGUGCUGUGCGUGAUGGUGGCUAUUACCUGCCUCCUGGUGCACCACAACCACAACAUCCGCCGCCUCCAGCAGGAAGCCUCAGCAGUCAGGAGCAGGAGCCACACCCGCCGGGCCACCCUCAACAAGGGCCCGGGCCAGGGCAAGCUGGAUGAUGACGGCUACGUUGCCCCCCGCCAGGCUACUCACCCAAUGCAUCCCCCAGACUUUCGCUCUCCUCAGGCUCCCAUGUACAUCACCCAAUCAAGCAAACCCUAUGAAAACAUCAGCUUGGACUCAGCAGAAUCAGGUCAUUCCUAUGAGUCCAUGGGCAACUUCCAGGCCUAAGCCGUACCAUCUGUCAAGGUGUUUUUUGAUGGGGGAGAGAGCAGUCUGUGACUUCUACUGCCUGAUUAAGUGUUGGUAUUUGAACAUCAAUAUUAUUUGUAAGAAGCUCCUCCACUCCAGUAUUCACAAGGAUAUAAAUGCUGUAAGCUUCUCAUGCUCAGCUAGAGAAGCCUUAUGACCAUCAGAAUACUAAACUAUUAUGAAUAUCAUAAACCUUGUGAAUGACUAUAAAGAUGUUGUGAUCAGCAGAGAGCAAUGGGUUCCAUUUCAUUGGGUAUAAUGCCCUCUCUGACUUAGUAACUUCUCACCUAAUUUUGGCUUCACUGUUUUCUUGAGGCAAUUUUGUUUUCUGUUCUCUGUAUAUGUGAAAUGAGGUGGAUUGAAAAUAAUUUUAAUCAUAUAUAGUCAGAAAUACAAUGCACCUUGUGUUUGUUUUGCAUGUUGAGGAUUAAGAUAGUCUUGUAAGAGUUCACACAUAAAGUGUCAUUAUAAGACUUUUCAUAAAAAAAACUGAUAUGGUACUUGCUUUAUCAUUUGGAUCACUUCAAAACUCAUUCAGAAAACAAAUUUAUGGGAAUAAAUGCAGAUGACAGAACUUAUAUUCAUAAAUUUAUAUGAUUCUUACUAAUUACUUAUAAGUAAUCUUAUGUCAUACGAUCACUGGUUACUGUUCCACUUAGUCUUAAGAGCUAGUACUUAACUUGCUUUCACCGACAUGAAUAAAAGGUGAUUUCCGAAGAUGUUCAUCAACUUGACAACUCUGCUGCAUAUAAUUAACAUAAAAAAGGCAGCAUUCUUCAUCAAAUGUUGUGCAAAAUAAUAAAUAAUCUCCGAGACUAAGUCUA
Eriocheir sinensis (Chinese mitten crab) is the source of this 1415-nucleotide messenger RNA. RefSeq lists its product as uncharacterized. NCBI's taxonomy places the organism in Eukaryota, Metazoa, Arthropoda, Malacostraca, Decapoda, Varunidae. The record is from RefSeq and is a predicted model, not a curated record. The transcript has 6 exons. Bases 193 to 570 code for a protein of 125 amino acids.